Naegleria lovaniensis is the source of this 1734-nucleotide messenger RNA. RefSeq lists its product as uncharacterized. Gene Ontology annotation, biological process: nucleoside transmembrane transport. The coding region runs from base 1 to 1734 and encodes 577 amino acids. NCBI's taxonomy places the organism in Eukaryota, Heterolobosea, Eutetramitea, Acrasida, Naegleriidae. The transcript has a single exon. Gene Ontology annotation, cellular component: plasma membrane. The record is from RefSeq and is a predicted model, not a curated record. Gene Ontology annotation, molecular function: nucleoside transmembrane transporter activity.
AUGCCGAACGUGCAAGCACGAGGAGCCUAUACACCUCUCACGGACGGAAACGAUGAUGAAUUUUAUGGAGAGGAGGAUAUUAGUCUUGUUACAAAUCCAAUGAGAGUAAAUGAUGAAGAGGUACACGGUAAUAAUCAUCACGGAGGAAAUGUGCCCACUUCUUCGGAACGAAAAUUUGUAUCCUUUGCAGAGAAAGUGAGCCGAACAGAAACUAAAAAGUUAAUGAAAGGAAUACCAAGAGAUGCAUUCUCUCUCGCUAGGAUCAUGUUUUUAUUGAUGGGCUCUGGAAUUUUAGUUCCUGGAAUUUGCUAUCAAUUGGCAGUCGAUUGGUUUUCUGUGAUAUUUCCAUCACAGGGUGAUUCCGAUUCUUUCAAUCUCUUAGAUUUUAUAGAAUAUAUAUUGAGCUUGGGAUUCAAUAUUGGACAAUUAGCGGCAAUACUAUUAUAUACAAUAUUUAUGUGGAGAAAAUCUGUACAUACUCUGAAAGCACAAACUUUUACUGUCGAACAAUUUAUUUUCAUGGGUUACGCUCUAAAUUUUGUCUGUGUGAUGGUAACUCUAUUUAUCAACAUUGUACUGGUCAUGCAAUAUGGAUUCGAUAAUAAGGAUGAGACCUAUGACAAGAUUUUCAUGCUGGCCUGUAUCAUUGUUUUAAACUGUUUGGUUGGUGUGGGAAGUGGAGUAUUAAGUUCAGCAGUCAUUUCUUUUGCUGCCAAUUUUACAUGGAAAUAUACAGUCUUCUUUUUGGUGGGAUUGAGCUUGGGAAAUGCCGUCUUGUCAGUUUUUAGGAUAUUUUCAAGACUCAUAUGGUAUGACACUGCACAAGGUUUAUUUAAUAGUAUUAUUCUAUUUUUCUCAUUCAGUGCCAUCAUUCAGGUGAUUUGUAUCAUUGCUUUUAUUUAUUUACUGAGACUUCCCAUUACAAAGUAUUGUAAGGAACACUAUGUGAAUAUGCAAACACCCAAUCGAGACUUGGAUGAACAAAUUCGUGUCAGUCGAUUGGAAAAGGACAUGAUUAUGGAGCAGAAAAUGAAGGAAGAAGCUGACAAUGUUUCAUAUAAAUCUUCCUCAGAAUCGAACGAUCUUCCAACUGCCUCAACUGUUGGAGCAAUUAAUAAUGGUGGUGGUGGUGAGGGCGAAGAAACUGAAGACAAUACACAAACAGAAAUAACAGAAAAACCUCAAGAACCAGAAGACUCGAAUAUUAACGAAUUGAGCAUGACAUGGAUAUCAUUGAUGAAGCGACUUUGGUCUCCAGGUCUUGGAAUUUUCAUUACUUUUGUAACUACCUUCUCACUGGCUCCUGGACUCAUUACAGAUAUCAAAUUUUAUCAUGACAAUAAGAGCUCUUGGAAUCCGAUUGUCACAUUAUCGAUUUUCAACAUUUUCGAUUGCAUUGGACGAGCAUUGCCCAACUGGAAGAGAACCAUCCUGUUAACUCACAAACAAUUAUGGGUGUUGAUUCUAUUACGAUUGGGAUUUAUUCCAACAGUUAUAUUUUGUGUGAAUCCUCUCCUCAUCAAUCAACCCAUUUGGUAUGCCAUUAUUUUGGCUCUCUUUGGACUUACGAAUGGAUAUUGUUGCUCGAUUGGUAUGGCCAGCGGACCAUCCAUUGUGAAGGCUGCACAACAAGAAAAGGCUGCUUACAUGAUGAGUUUCUUCCUUAAUUUUGGAUUAUUUAUUGGAUCUGCCAUCGGUAUUGGAGUGGGCUAUUUGGUGCACUUUACGUGGUAA